Messenger RNA from Rhodamnia argentea, 1704 nucleotides. Its product is annotated as protein BIG GRAIN 1-like A. Lineage: Eukaryota; Viridiplantae; Streptophyta; Magnoliopsida; Myrtales; Myrtaceae. The coding region runs from base 407 to 1642 and encodes 411 amino acids. The transcript has a single exon. Gene Ontology annotation, biological process: auxin-activated signaling pathway. The record is from RefSeq and is a predicted model, not a curated record.
AGAGAGACUCUGAAAUCUCUCUCUCUCUCGCCAUGGGCGUGGCUUAAGCUCUCAUUACUCUCUCUCUCUCUCUCUCUCUCUCUACCUCGAACAUACCACAGCGACUGCGUCUCUGAAACUUUUGCUUUGUGUUUCGUACUCGCAUUCACAUAGCCCUAGAGAGAGAAAAUAAAAGUAUUCUCAGAGACUCUCUCUGUACUCUCUCUCUCUCUUGUUCUUGUUCUCUCUCCUCCAUGAUCGAUCACACUUUGCUUUUCCUCUCUCUCUCUCUCUCUCUCUCUCCAGCAGCCUUUUGACACUCUCGCAGCAGACAAUUAAAGAUAGCCCAAAUCAUUGAAACUCUCCCUCAACCCGAAUUCACUCCACUUCACUUCCCUUCCCUUCCCUUCACUCCCCUAUAUGACCCAUGGAUCCCUGUGACGGAUCCCACCGUACCCGCCACCACGAGAGGAGAGACAACCCCUCCUUCUCCUCCACCCUCCUCGACGCAAUCUACCGCUCCAUCGACGGCGAGUCUCCCCCAGAACACCCCAUGGUCUUCUACGCCGACGAUGCCACGAGGAUCAAGCAAGACGCCGCCGGCGUCCGGCGGGACUACCUGAUCGAGAAGUGGAUGGCGGUCGAGGAGGAGGAGGAGGAGAAGAAGAAGAAGAAGAAGGAAGCGAGCGACGAGAGAGAGGCAGUUCGCCGCAGUUCGUGGAGCCGCUCGAUGCCCUUGACGAAUUCCAGCUCGAGCUCCUCCGAUUCCAGCUCCAGAUCCGGAGGAGGGUUCUCGUCGUCCGAGUCGGAGUCCAGGUCGCGAUCCUCCGCUUCCUGUUACUCCGUGAGGAGGCCGAAGCCCAAGCCCAAGCCUGCUCCAAUCCGCACCAGCGCCUCCGACCGAACAGCCACCGCUUUCGAUCGCGGCCAACUCGACCCGAGAAAGAGUCAGCACGCGCAAUCUCAGAGGCCGAGCAAUAAUACGCACGAAGGGCUCGGCUUCGUGAAGACGAAGUCCAAGGCGCUGAAGAUCUACGCCGACCUCAAGAAGGCCAACAACAAGCUCAAGCAGCCGAUCUCCCCGGGCGCUCGCCUCGCCAGCUUCCUCAACUCGAUCUUCACCGUGGGGAGCCCCAAGAAGCCGAAGAUCGUCACGAGCUCUGUCGACGGAGACCAAUCGGCGUGCUCCUCGGCUUCCUCCUUCUCGCGGUCGUGCCUGAGCAACACGCCGUCGUCGCGAAGCAAGCCGAGCGUCGUCGGCGGCGGCCCCAAGCAACGGUCCGUGAGGUUCUAUCCCGAGAUCAGCGUCAUCGUCGACGACCCCGCCCGACAGAACAAGGACCCGAAGAUGGCGGCAAAGAUCUCGCCGGCGAAGGUGGAAUUCGACAAGCCCAUCUUCGGAGACGAGAGCCGGAGGAUCGCGGAGGCGGCGAGGGAGAUGCUGAGGAGCUAUCAGAAGAAGAAGGGGAGCUACGACAACGAAGAAGGAGACGAGGACGAGGACGAGGACGAUGCGGCGAGCUGUGCGAGUUCGGAUUUGUUCGAACUGGACAAUCUGUCGUCGAUUGGGUGUGAUCAGAUGAGGUAUAGAGAGGAAUUGCCGGUGUACGAAACCACUAAUCUAGACACUAAUCGAGCCAUCGCCAGUGGUUUAGUUCUGUAAUUCAUGCAAAAACCGAAAAAAAAAAUUAUAUAUAAAUUAAUGGUGUGGGGGGUUUACGUGAA